UCAUAAAAAUGAUUUUUAAAAAGGACUUCCCAUCCAGAAGACAAGUUUAUGAAUUUCAACUUUGGCGGAAAGAACGAGUGAAAGAGAUGAGAAAUGAUAUCUGGAGCUGAAAACCUAAAUUGAGAACUCAAGCAUUGGAUUCAUAUUGAGCAAAGCAAUUUUCUGGGAAAAUCUGAAAAUGGGAGAUCUUUAUGCAUUAGACUUUGAUGGGGUUAUAUGUGAUAGCUGUGGAGAGAGCUCUCUAUCUGCUGUGAAGGCAGCUAAGGUAAGAUGGCCCGGCCUAUUUGAUGGUGUUGAUUCAGCUGUGGAGGAAUGGAUUGUGGAUCAGAUGCACAUUGUUCGACCAGUCGUGGAAACAGGAUACGAAAAUUUACUGCUUGUGAGGCUGCUGUUGGAAUCCCAGGUCCCCACAGUUAGAAAGUCCUCGGUUUCAGUAGGACUCACAAGUGAAAGAAUACUGGAGGACUGGUCCAACUUGAAGCCCAUCAUUAUGAAGGAGUGGGAUGAGAACAGAGAUGAUUUAGUAGAGCUUUUUGGGAAGGUUAGGGAUGAAUGGAUAGACAGUGACUUGUCAAGCUGGAUUGGUGCAAAUAGAUUGUAUCCAGGUGUAUCAGAGGCUCUGAAAUUUUCAAGUUCAAGGGUAUACAUUGUGACAACUAAACAGGGUCGUUUUGCUGAGGUGUUACUGAAAGAGCUUGCUGGGGUGAACAUUCCUUCUGACAGAAUCUAUGGUCUUGGAACUGGUCCCAAGGUGGAAGUGCUAAAGCAGCUCCAAAGGAUGCCAGAACACCAGGGUCUAAAGCUCCACUUUGUGGAAGAUCGAAUUGCGACUUUGAAAAAUGUUAUUAAAGAGCCAGAGUUGGAUGCAUGGAAUUUGUAUUUGGUGGACUGGGGUUACAACACUGAGAGUGAGAGAGGGGAAGGAGCAAGCAUUCCCAGAAUUCAACUGCUACAGAUCUCAGACUUUACGAAAAAGCUAAAAUGAUUACAACCUUCAUGUGCUAAAAUGGAUAUUGUUUUAUAUACAGAAAGCAGCAUUUGGUUAUAAUAUAAUCAUAUUGUAAUAAUUCAUGUCUUUGACUAUUGAAAUUUAAUCAUAAUGUUUGUUGCUAGUAAAAGAGUUGAGUACCAAA
Papaver somniferum (opium poppy) is the source of this 1133-nucleotide messenger RNA. RefSeq lists its product as uncharacterized. The coding region runs from base 179 to 985 and encodes 268 amino acids. Gene Ontology annotation, molecular function: SNARE binding. Gene Ontology annotation, cellular component: endosome; lytic vacuole. Gene Ontology annotation, biological process: SNARE complex assembly. The record is from RefSeq and is a predicted model, not a curated record. NCBI's taxonomy places the organism in Eukaryota, Viridiplantae, Streptophyta, Magnoliopsida, Ranunculales, Papaveraceae. The transcript has 10 exons.